Messenger RNA from Necator americanus (New World hookworm), 969 nucleotides. RefSeq lists its product as uncharacterized. Bases 1 to 969 code for a protein of 322 amino acids. Gene Ontology annotation, molecular function: 2-(3-amino-3-carboxypropyl)histidine synthase activity. The transcript is spliced from 7 exons. The record is from RefSeq and is a predicted model, not a curated record. Lineage: Eukaryota; Metazoa; Nematoda; Chromadorea; Rhabditida; Ancylostomatidae. Gene Ontology annotation, biological process: protein histidyl modification to diphthamide.
AUGACAGAUGGUGGAGCCUCUGUAGCACAGUUCUACUCGAAUCACACACCUAAAAACCAUCCAGAUGACAAUAAUGGCAAUUCCAGCGAUAGAAUUAUAGAUUUGCUGAAAGAUUUCAAAAACGAUGAACUGGAAAAGUUUUUCCGUUUGGAUGAGACCGUGCGGUGGAUAGUGGAGAAUGGCUACAAGCGUGUAGCACUCCAACUUCCUGAUAACUUUUUGCCGCGAGCAUAUCAUAUCGCCAAAUUUAUCGAAUCGGAGGCGGAUGUGAAGACAUUCGUGUUGGCUGAUACCUCUUAUCGAAGUUGUUGUGUUGAUGAAGUUGCUGCUUCCCACGCAUCUUGUGAUGCUAUCAUCCAUUAUGGAGAUGCCUGUUUGAGCGCUCUCACCGAGAACAUCCCAGUCAAAUUCGUUUUUGGCAGUUUUCCUGUGGACUUAUCCGGCUUUGAACAGGUUGAAUCGUAUCUGAAUGCCUCUGAUGACAUUGAUGUGCUCUUACUUACUGAUGCUUGUUAUUCGAAUAACUUGGAUGGGCUUGGCAAGAUAGCAGAGAAAUACAUUCGACCCGGAAGAUUAUUUCGCGCUGUUGUUGUUGAUCCUUCUGACAAGAAUGCUUGCUCGAGCGAUGAAAAUCUUAUCCUGACUCUUGGUCGCCUUCUGGAUCCAGAAUUUUGUAAAGCAUCUUCGGUAUUCGUAUGCUUUGUUGGAGAUCCCGCUAGUCCUUUAAUACCGCUGUGGUUAAUGACCUAUCCUCAGUGCUCCUCUUUGCUUAUAUUUGAUCCGCAGACUUCAACAUUUGAGGAGCAUAAGUAUUCAAAGGUGACCACACGUGAGCUUCAGCUGAGAAGAGUAGCGGCGAUGAAAAGGGAUGAAACCGUAAAGGCUAACAAGGGAAUAAAAGUAAGGACAGAAGAUCGACGCAGUGCGCCCCGUGCACGUACGAAAAGAAUGACAAAUGAUCUCGUUUAG